AUGGCGAUACUGGAGGCCUUCCCCAAGGCACCUCCUGCUAGCCAGGGUGGCUUCCUAGGUCUGAGCAAGAAGCAGUGGGCUUUGACAACGUUGACCUUUCAAAACUCAGCCCUUAUCUUGAUCAUGCACUACUCUCGCGUUAUGCCUCCGAGUGGCGAUCACCGCUACUUUACUUCGACCGCCGUCUUUCUGAACGAGAUCAUUAAGCUCGCCGUUUCGCUAUCCUUAGCCAUCUAUGAUACCUCAAAGACCUUGGCUCCUACGACACCCGCAACAGUCCUUUUCGAGCAAAUCUAUAACUCUGUCUUUGCUGGUGAUGGGUGGAAACUUGCAUUGACAGCUGCUUUCUAUACCUUGCAGAAUAUGCUGCAGUAUGUCGCUGUGGGUAACUUGGAUGCGGUGCACUUUCAAGUGCUGUAUCAGCUCAAGAUUCUCAUUACAGCACUGUUUAGUGUUGUACUGCUGCGAAGGCACUUGGGACCCAAGCGCUGGCUUGCCCUCAUCAUCUUGACGCUGGGCGUAUGUGUUGUGUCACUCCCUCAAGCCGGCUCACCUUCGAGCUCAUCCAGCAUUCCUCUCCGCCACAUGACGGACCAUUUCUUCCCUCGCUCGCUUCAUGAGCUUGGACACGUACCCACGGAUAACAGCCAGGCUGGACAUCUAGCUAAGCGAUCUGCUACCUAUCAAGGCAUUGACCAUGAUUUGCCGCCUCUAGACCCUCUUAUGAAUUACUCGGUUGGCUUGGUCUCUGUUCUUGUUGCUGCUACGGUGUCCGGCUUGACGGGUGUCUACUUCGAAAAGUUACUCAAAGAGAGUCCCACUCAAGCCAGUGUUUGGAUCCGAAACGUUCAACUAAGCUUUUACUCCAUCUUUGCUGCCGGCCUUGGUGGUGUCAUUUGGCAGGAUGGUGAAGGAAUCAGCGAGCACGGCUUUUUCGAGGGCUACAAUUGGGUUGUGUGGAGUGCCGUUGUGCUCCAAGCUGCUGGUGGCAUGCUGGCGAGCGUUGUAAUUCGGGAUACGGAUAAUAUUGUCAAGAACUUUGCGACGAGCAUCAGCAUUGUCAUCAGCUUCUUGAUCAGCAUUAUGUUGUUCCAGUUCGAGGUGUCGGCAACAUUCGUCAUUGGCACAUUCCUGGUUCUCCUCUCUACUUGGAUCUACAAUGGUUCAGAUAGGGCUAUUCGCCGUCCUCCACCAAUCCAAAUCCAUAGCUUCGAGAAGCCGGCUAUUGAGAGUUUACAAACCCCUCGCAAUUUGGCGAACCGACUGACUGUCAAUCCUAUGGAUAGCCCUAUGGGGUUGACCACGAGUCGACCAAGCACACCACUACUGCCCAGAACACCAAGUCGAUCCAACUUUAAGAGAGACGAUUGA
This is a messenger RNA of Fusarium mangiferae, 1371 nucleotides long. RefSeq names its product putative UDP-galactose transporter. Gene Ontology annotation, molecular function: UDP-galactose transmembrane transporter activity. The record is from RefSeq and is a predicted model, not a curated record. Gene Ontology annotation, biological process: pyrimidine nucleotide-sugar transmembrane transport. Bases 1 to 1371 code for a protein of 456 amino acids. Gene Ontology annotation, cellular component: Golgi membrane. The transcript has 5 exons. Lineage: Eukaryota; Fungi; Ascomycota; Sordariomycetes; Hypocreales; Nectriaceae.